Molecule: messenger RNA, 2031 nt
Organism: Radiomyces spectabilis
Lineage: Eukaryota; Fungi; Mucoromycota; Mucoromycetes; Mucorales; Radiomycetaceae
Product: acetoacetate-CoA ligase
Exons: 10
Coding region: 1-2031 (676 amino acids)
Biological process (GO): lipid metabolic process
Cellular component (GO): cytosol
Molecular function (GO): acetoacetate-CoA ligase activity
Source: RefSeq, a predicted model, not a curated record
AUGACUACAGGAUCAGAUACAUUGUACGGUAGCGAGUCCAACCUCGUCGUUGAUGCCAAGUGUUUGUGGACGCCUGCACGUCCAGAGGAUACAGAAAUGGAACGUUUCCGUCAUCACGUCAACGAGAAGUAUGGGCUUCAACUCGAUAAUUAUCAAGAUUUGUGGCGCUGGUCUGUCACUGCACAAGAAGAGUUUUGGUCAACAGUGUGGGAUUAUACCAAGAUCAUUUCCUCGUACAAGUCUACUGAAGUUCUCGACAAAUCUGCACGCAUGGACUCUAUUCCUGAGUGGUUCAAGGGCUCCCGUUUGAAUAUGGCCGAGAACAUGUUGUGGUGCAGAGAUGCCAACAAAACGGCGAUCAUCGCCACUGGUGAAGGUCAUCCUCGUCGCUCCAUUUCCUAUGCCACCUUGUACGAGCAAGUCUUAAAAUGCGCUGAAGCCAUGAAGGCUUCCGGUAUUCAAGUGGGCGAUCGUGUCGCCGCUUACAUUCCCAACUGCGCUGAAGCUAUUAUCGCCAUGUUGGCAGCCACUAGUCUGGGUGCUAUCUGGAGUUCCACCUCACCUGAUUUUGGCACUACUGGUGUGCUUGAUCGAUUUGCGCAAAUCAAGCCAAAGAUUCUGUUCUCCGUAAAUGGUGUUUACUAUAAUGGAAAGAAAUUGGACCAUACUGGCAAGCUGAAAAUGGUGGUGGAAGGAUUGCCUUCUGUGGAGAAGGUGGUGGUUAUCCCAUUUGUCCCUGAUAUCUCUAGCGCCGAUGUCCCUAAAAGCUGCACGUGGGAUGAUUACCUCAACACUGUGCCUAGCGACCAACUGCCUUCAGACAUUGUUUUUGAACAAUUGCCUUUCAACCAUCCUGCUUUCAUCUUGUUCAGCUCUGGCACUACGGGUCUUCCCAAGUGCAUUGUGCAUUCCGGUGCCGGUCUUUUGUUGCAGCUUAAGAAGGAGCAUAUUCUCCAUGGUAACAUGACCCCCGACGACGUUUUCUUUUAUUACACCACCACCGGUUGGAUGAUGUGGAACUGGCUUGUAUCGGCACUUAGUGUGGGCUGCACUAUCGUUCUCUGGGACGGUAGCCCGUUCAAGCCUGCUCCUAUUUCGUUGUGGGAACUUGUGGAUGAGCUGAAGGUUACGCAUUUCGGCACCUCUGCUAAAUAUAUUCAGUCGUUGCAAGAAGCCAACGUGCACCCCAAGGAUCAGUGCAAACUGGAUUCCCUCAAAGCUGUCUAUUCAACGGGCUCUCCUCUGAAGCCUGAAAGCUAUGAAUUUGUGUAUGAACAUAUCAAGAAGGAUAUUAUGCUUGGCAGUAUUACUGGUGGUACCGAUAUCUGCUCUCUGUUUGCCGGUCACAAUGCAGCUUUGCCUGUAUAUCGCGGCGAGAUCCAAUGUAUUUGCUUGGGCAUGAAGAUCGAGGCCUGGGCCGAAGCUGACAAGCCUGUUUUCGCUGAAGCUGCCGAUCUUGUGUGUACAGCUCCGUUCCCAUGCAUGCCUGUGUAUAUGUAUGGGGAUGACGAAAAUCGCAACAAGUAUAAGAAUGCCUACUUUUCUGUAUACGACAAUGUCUGGUACCACGGUGACUUUGUGUGGAUCAAUCCCAAAACUGGCGGUGUUAUCAUGCUGGGUCGCUCUGAUGGCACGCUUAAUCCUUCGGGUGUGCGCUUUGGCAGUGCCGAAAUCUACAAUGUGGUUGAUCGCUUUGUGAGCGAUGGUGUAGAGGACACACUUUGUGUUGGUCAAAAGAUCAAAGACCAAGACGACGAGCGUGUGGUGUUGUUUAUCAAGAUGCGAGAAGGAAAGACCCUCUCGGAGGAUUUGGUCAAGGCCAUCAAAACCACGAUCCGUAGCGAGUUGAGUCCUCGUCAUGUUCCUGCUUUUGUACUUCCCAUUGCUGAUAUCCCAUAUACCAUCAACGGCAAAAAGGUCGAAGUGGCAGUGAAGAAAAUCAUUUCGGGGCAGACAGUAACACCUUCGGCUACCCUUGUCAACCCUCAGUGUUUGGAUCUUUAUUAUAAUAUUCCCGUGUUAGCUCAAUAA